Molecule: messenger RNA, 6088 nt
Organism: Paramuricea clavata
Lineage: Eukaryota; Metazoa; Cnidaria; Anthozoa; Malacalcyonacea; Plexauridae
Source: the annotation of a GenBank genome assembly
AUGACUGAUCUAACAUUUAGUGAAGAAGAAGUUUCUUAUGUGUUGAGAUCACUUGAUUCAAGCAAAGCAACAGGUCCUGAUGGUAUUCCUGCAAGACUACUGAGGGAAACAGCAGAUGUGAUAACACCUUCCCUGUGCAAGCUGUUCAAUAUAUCAGUUAUUUCAGGAACAAUACCAGAUGAAUGGAAAUUGGCUAAUAUUGUGCCCGUGCACAAGAAAGGUGACAAAGAGUAUGCUGAGAACUAUCGCCCAAUUUCUCUAUUAUGUAUUACAUCGAAAGUUCUGGAACGCUGUGUCCUAAACAACAUAAAAACUCGUUUGUAUGAUGCAGUUAACAUGUGUCAACAUGGGUUCAUGGCCGGGAGAUCUUGCAUAUCAAACCUCAUUGACACUCUUGACUACGUUGGAUCGUGUUUAGACAGUGGAGGACAUAUAGACAUGAUUUAUAUGGAUAUGUCAAAGGCAUUCGACAAGGUCGAUCAUGAUGUAUUAAUACGAAAGCUGCAGAAAGACUAUGGUUUUGGAGGUAAUCUCCUCAGAUGGUUUCGUUGCUAUCUAGAAAAUUGUAAACAACGCGUUACAGUGUUAGGAGCAAUGUCAGACCUACUUCCUGUCACGUCUGGUGUACCGCAAGGUUCAAUACUUGGUCCAGCAUUGUUCCUCCUCUACGUCAAUGAUCUGCCAAGCAAUGUGAAGUCAAGUCGUGUUGCAAUGUUUGCGGACGAUACCAAAGUCUUCAAGGCAAUACAAUCGCCCAAUGAUGCAAUAAAGUUACAGGAAGAUAUCACUAACUUGGGGAUCUGGUCAUCUGAAUCUGGCGUACAAUUCAACGAAGCAAAAUGCAAAGCACAAUCCAUUACCCGUAAAACCAAUCCAAUCCCUACCACCUAUUUUAUGAAUGACGCUCCACUAGCAUCAAUUAAGCAAGAACGUGAUCUUGGUGUCUGGAUAUCUUCCGAUUUGACAUUGAACAAGCAUGUCAACAAACAGUGUGCACAAGCAAAUAAAAUGCUUAGCUACAUCAGACGGAACACACGAACAAUUAACAGCAUUAAAACAAGAAGAACCAUUUACCUGUCACUGGUACGAUCACAUCUUGGUUACGCGACGCAAGUCUGGACACCCCAAUCUACCGAACUUCUGCUCAAACUAGAAAAACCUCAAAGACGUGCUGCAAAAUACAUUCUUAAUCUUCCAUUUAUCAGUUCAGUAAAUUACAAAUCCAGAUUGCAAACUCUCCAUCUACUGCCCAUAUGUUACUGGCAUGAAUACCUUGAUGUGAUUAAUUUCUUCAAAGUAACUCAUGGCAUUACCAGCUCGUCCUUUGCCUUGCACGCCAAGACAACAAGAUAUACAAGAUCGCCCACUAACACGAAAGGUGUAAAGUACGAAGUCCCGCGGUGCAAAACAACAACCUACCAAAGAUCAUACUGGAUAAGAAGCAUCAGAACAUGGAAUACAUUGACGGUCAUACUUGACUUGAGUAUGGAGAACCUGAACUUCAACACAUUCAAGUCUGUAAUGCGAGAGUACCACCAUACUGCAUUAACGAACACAUACGAUUGUGAUGAUGUACGAACUUUUAAAACGAUUUGCCCGAAAUGCAAUAGAGCAAGGACUUUAACGAACUCGAUGAACUGUUGUUUUUAGUCUCUAUUGUUUAAUUGUUAUUUGUGUUAUUGAUAUUUGUCUCUUAACGUUUUGGGCCCGCAGUAAUUGGUUUCAGGCUGUUGCGGAUACCCAACCAUCAACUCAGUUUAUGUCAUUGUGUUAUGCAUGUAUAUGUGUGUGUAUAUUUCUGUACAGUAGUGAUGGAAAAGCAAUUAAAUUAAAUUAAAUUAAAUAUAAUCCCCGAGCCGACGGCGCGAAGCGCCGUGCGAGGUUACUAAUUCCCCCCGGCUAUUUACAUCCAGGGAAGGGAAGCAUUAGCGAAGUCAAAAGUUCAUCAAAUAUCGUGGGCGUGGGUCACUUUGCGUGUUUCGGUGGGUGGUCAUCCUCACUGAUCUCAUAAUAUAGCGGACUGUAAUGAAUAGCCAACACUGAUUGGUCCAAUUAAAAAUUGGCAUUAUAACGGCUGCAUGACGAUUGACGACAGCGAAAUUGAUUUGAUGAUUUUUUGCAAAUAUAUUUCAUUUUUGCAAGAUUUUGUAAAUUGCAAAGGAUUUUUGAUGAAAUAAAGGCAAGAGGAUUGCUAAAAGAAGGAAGUAAAGGUGCCUACGUUAACGAAGGUAAGUUUGUUUUAAAUAUUGAUGCAUUGUUUGCUUUUAAUAUACUGUAAUCCCGGCUGUAAUUACUUUAAAAGCCGAUCGUUGCGUAGCUAUAUAAAAUAUGAAACAAGACAGCGUAUUAUUUCAGUGUUUCUUUAUUGAUUACACUUUUUAUUAUACUAAGCAAAGUUAUUUACAUGGGAGAAUUUGGAAUCAUUUUAUUUCGAACUCAAAGUUUAUCGAUAAAGGCAGUUUAGUUCUAUAUUAAAAGAACAUUUUCAAACGUUUUGCGAAGCGUUUGUGGUUGAAUUUUACCUUAAAUUGAAGCUUUAUUACGUAUAAUAACAUACUUACGGUAAUUAUUUUAAAAGCCGAUCGUUGUGUAUAAAUAUGAAACAAGACAGCGUAUUAUUUCAGUGUUUCUUUAUUGAUUACAUUAAAACGUUUUGCGAAGCGUUUGUGGUUGAAUUUUACUUUAAUUUCAAGCUUAUAUUACGUAUAAUAACAUACCUAACAUAUAUAUGUUUAGGAAAUUGAUAAUUUUGUAAUUAAAAGCGAUAUUUAUAGGGGAUUUUUCAUUUGUAAAAAUAUUCUUAAAAAUUAUCGUGUUACCAUGACAACUACUUAAAAUACUUCACGUUCGGAAAAUAGGCGAGGGUUUCUGCACGCGUGUAUUUUCUAGUAAGCUAAUAUAAGAAGCUAAUAUAAGAACAGGAUAACCAAUUGUUGGUUAGUCUCGGAUAGCACAAAACACAGAAGCACGUAUCUUAAGAAUUCUUACAUGUAUGUAUAUAUUGGCAUUGUAUUCUGACAAUGCAUACUUUGCUGAUGCAAGUUGAUGAUUUGGAGAACAAAAAUGCUAUUUCUUGUUGCUUUCAGUCCAAUUUUAAAAUUUUUACCACUAAAAAACUUCAUUCAAAUACUAUAGGUGGCGGUUCAUUCUCAUCGAAGAGAAGGAGGGCAAAAAACCCUCUUUGCCAACUCAUGCUUUUCGAAGGAAGUCGCCCUCAUAUUUUGAAGCAAUUACUUUGCAUGACCUAGCUAUUAUAAGCCUGCCAAUCAAAUAUCCUGGUUCACUCUUUGUUUAGUCCCAAGCAGCCCUCGAAAUGUCAGAGUGAUUGUUGAAGGAAAUGCUCUUAUUGUGUCAUGGCUGCUACCAGAAUAUCCAUAUGGUGAAAUUAAACAUUAUAUAGUGUCAUGGAGGAGAAGUAAUAGAAACGAAAUUUAUAUGAAGGAAAAUGUCACCUCAAGUCCUUUUGUAAUAAAACAUUUAGGCAAGUAUUAAGUUACCACUAUGCUUGCCCAUUGCAAAGAAUACAUCAUAGUUAAAAUAUUAUCCCAAGAUUAAUAAAGGGAAGCCAUCAUUCAUGAGACGCCCAGCGAAUAAUUGAAAAUUUCAUGUUUGAAUCAAUACCUCGAUGUGCAUUUCCAACAAAUUAAAUCCUGUCAUUUUAUUUGUAUCGAGGUCCAAUUCACUCAAAUCGAAAUAAAUCAUUCGGCGUGAAUAAAUUUACAUAAUCAUCAUAAUUUGGUGCGUUUCAGCGGAAGUGCUGUGAAGUAUCAGAAUGGCACCCGAUUAUUAUGGUUAGAAUGCUGUGCAAUAAUUUUGAAUACGGUUACCAGCUGAAGAUUACAAUUGUAGUAUAUUGUGCGUUUUACUCAUGCCAGUGGAGGAUCGGAAAGUUGUUGAAUAUUGGUACACUUUACAACACAUAUUUGUAUUGAAAAAUACUUUGCUGUCACAAUCCAUUAUAUGCUGUAUAGGAUACCAGGAUGGAGGGAAAACAGGGCGGUUUUCUCCGGCCUCCGGCUACCUAUAUAGCUGAAGCGCUCCCCAAACGAAAUAGGCUGUAUUGCCCAUAUAGUUAUUUCUGUUAAAAAUUCUCCUAGAAAGCAGGAAUUUGCAUCUCUGCAUUUCUAGAUUACUCACGAUUCCCUCUCAAAACUAAAGGACGCACUACUCCUGUUAACUAUACUGAAUGUUCAAGAAUAUAAAAAUCAGUUCUCUAUAGCACUGCAUGAGCAUAUGACGUCAAAUAUCUCCGACGGCGAAAAAUCUCUAGAGUUAAAAUUUCCCCCGCCCCCCUCCCCCCAAAUGUCCCAGUGCGAUUUUUACGUUACAAAUUACUUUACUUAUUCUGAUUUUAGACGAAUUUACGUCUUAUUCAGUAAAAAUUCAGGCCGUCAAUAAUGUUGGAAAUGGAAACAGUUCAGAUCCUGUACUUGCUGAAACACAAACGACACAGGCUGAGCCGACUGAUGAUAAAAGCUCAAAUGCUGGUCUAACCGCAGGGACAGUGAUUGGGGCGAUUCUCUUUUUUAUUCUGGCGUUGAUUGUUUUAUUUUUUCUGCGAAGAAAAGUCUUGAAACGACGGCAUAAUGAAUCAGUACGGGUAAGAAUGAACGUUGUGUACUUUCCUUACAAUUUAAAAUAAACAUAAUAAUAACACGUAACGUAACUUUUAGAAUUGACAAUGGAUGUGUUUGACACUUGACAGAAAUAUAUCUGCCUAUCAUCAGGCAAUAUAUACAACAAGGUUAUACUUUAAAAAAAUAAAAUUAUGGUCGAUCCGUCUAACAAGACAAAAUUAAUGUUUAUUGCCAUGCUCACUUACAUUGUUACAUAAUUAUAAGAAAUGUCUCAUCAAUGCAUUUUUUAACGAUUCUUCAAUGGUGGGGCAAAACUGCCAAAUGGAUAUUUUCUCCAUGCCUCCCAGGGAAAUUUUAAAUUUGAGUCUCUGAAAUAGCAAUUCCUGCACAUUCUGAGGGCAAAUUUUUAAAAUCUUAACUUCUCAAAAUAAAGUUUUAAUGGUGAAAUUUGUAAUAAAUUGCAUGCUAAACAUUCAAACACAGCUUAUAGAAUUCAAAGUAUAAUCACCGACAAAUUUUGUUUUUAAUUAAACUUCUUUCAAUGUAAACUCGUUUACUGAAUACAGGUCUUAGGACCCUGGCUUUGGGACAAUAGGCCAUGUUUUUUCUUUAGUGGUGGGGCAGAUGAAGGGGCCCAGUGGGGCAAAUGCCCCACCAGUCCAUGGUAUUAAAAAAUGCCUUGUGUCUCAGUCAAUAUAAACAGAACAUAAUUUCCUUAUCUUAUCAAAUGCAGGAAUUCCAUUCAAAUCGCUUGGAAUUAGGACGUCAAAACAACGUAGAUGCAUUACAACCAGCCUCCCAAACGUCAGAGUCGCAGCCUAAAGCCACUGCACAAGCAGGUUGGUUAAAGUUGAUCUAACGGGUUGUAAUUUCACGUUUUAAUUUCAUUUUUUUAUAUUUAUUUAGUCUGAUUUUUUCAGAUAUUCAUAUAAUAGUUAUUAGUAGGCCAAUAAUUAAAAUUAAGAGCAACAGAAUUUUGCUGAGGACGAAUAAUUAUACAUGUUUUCGGUGAAUAUUUAAUGAUUAUAUAAAAAAUUGUCAUUUUUUCUAAUGUUGAUAAACCACAAACAGCAAUGCUGGCAUGCAUGCUUACAGUUAUUCUAGCCAUAUUAUAAAAACGACAAUAUGAUAUAUAAAGAGAAAUUUGCAAUAUUUCCUGGUAUACUUACUGUACCCUAACUGGAGAAACCAAACCAUAAAGACCAGAGUGCGAAGAAGCAAAUAUGGGUUUGCAGUUUCUUGGUGCGUUCUAGUUUGAAAUGAUAUUCUAUAGGAUUCUAAAUUAGGCAAACUAAAACGAUUAAAAUAUUUUAGAUCAUUCGGAAAAUCUAUAUUAUGUGGCGCUUUUGAUGGAUUGGGAAAUUAAGCCAGACAGUCUCAACAUAUUGGGAAUAAACCUGGGCAAAGGAAAAUUUGGAAUUGUUAAACAAGGAUUAUUAACAACUGGUAAAGGUGAACCUGAAGUUGUUGCUGUGAAAAUGCUAAAAGGUAAGAAAUUAUCGUAUAAUUAG